AUGCAAUGCCUUCUAUUGGUGAAUAAAUUCCUAACAGACCUUCACAUCAGUAAUGAUCAAUUUGACAAGCUAAUCUAUGAUAUAAUGCACGCAAUUGUAAGUCAUCGCUUAGUUGAAGAACACACUUACUUUCCGUGUCUAAGUGAAAAAAUAAAAACCGAAUUAACCAAAUCUUCAUAUUCUAUCAGUCAUAAGAAUACUCUUCAUCAACAGUUAUCUUCAAAUCAUAUUGUGACCAGAAAUAAUUUCCUAAAAGUUAUUGAAAAACUGUUGGAUUAUGUUAAUUUCAAUAGAUGUUAUCAUAACGAACAGUGUGACCUUGAAAUAUUUAAUUUACACCAAUUAUUCAAUGUUUCAAUAUCCGUUAACUAUGCUUCUUUAAUUUUGUACAAACCAGUGGAUAAUACAAAUGAGGAUAAUAUAACUUUAUGUAUUUCAUUGAAUGACAGUAAUAACAAUAAUGUAAAUGGGUCAAGUGUAGAAGAUAGAUUACAAAGCUGUGAAUCCACAGAAGAUUUCAACAUGAUGGCGAUCAAUUCUAUUAACCAAUCAAAAUCUGACUUGAACAAUAAAUUGAAAAUGACUGAACCAGUUAUCGCAUAUACACAAAUGCGUAGCAAACUAUUCACUCCGUUAAUUAACCGUCCAUCUUUAAAGAUAAAUUUCCAGAGAAGAAGGAUAAAUGAUACACUUUCAGAUUACAAAGAUUAUCCCUACAAUCAGGAUUACAUCUAUCCGACAUCAGAUGUGGAAAGAAAACAGACACCUAGUCUCUUCACAGUAAGCAAUAAUAAUAAUGCUAAUGGUAAGCAGGCGAAUGACAACUUUCAACAUAGAGAAUGUAAAGAAUUCCUGAGCUCGAAUAAUAAAUGGCUUAGAAAGCAUCAAGAGGAAGGCAGUAUUACCAAUGGAAAGCAUAAACCUGCUAGUAGCGACUUGAUUUCAUCUCACAGGGGAACCGUUAAACACAUCGCCCAAUUUGGCAGUCCAAUAAACCGCCGAAAAUGUAAACGACUCCAUCAGUCUGUAUACAACAAGGAUGUAUUAAAUCCAAUCGCGUUUGAAAGAAAUAAAUCAGGAGGUUUUCAAACUCUACAUGAUAAUCACCAUGGUGAUAAUAGUAAAAGUGUAAAUGGACCACAUUUUGUAAAUCGGAAUUUACCAAAUCUGCAGUCAACGGAUAACUACUGUUAUACAAGUAAUAUAUCUCUAAAAAAUCAAUAUUGUACAAAUCUUCGAAAUGAUAUAAAUGCAACUGAUGAACAGAAGAAUACCUUACUGACACAGGAAUUAUGUAAUCAGCUGUAUGGCGGUGAAGGGGAUAAAAGGCAGUCUUCAGUGAGUCAGCCACUACAAACCUAUACGCUUAGAAGUAAUAACAGUAAUAUCAAUAACAAUAAUAAAAAGCCUCACACUAGUAGACCACAUAAUUAUCUAUCAUCUAACGAUUCUUUAGUAGACCAAGAUGAAAAAAUUGAUAAUUUUAAAUUCACCGGUUAUCAGAAUUUAUGCGCUGAUGGAUAUAGUCCAUAUUAUGCAGGAUUAUAUGAUGGCCGAUUCACCACUCCCACUGGUACCGCCAACAAAAGCAAACUAUCGCCCACGCUAAUCAAAAGAGCUAAACACCCACGUAAGAAACCUAUCGUCAGUCGAUAUCAGAUAGACACCGUGGCAAAUUUUGAAGAUAUUGCCGGCAAAUGGAUUGAUGAAAAUGAAAUCAGACGAAAUUAUCCUAUUGGAAAACUGCUUAAUAAAGAUGUCCCUGAAUUUAUUGCUCUCUCAACAUCUAACCUCUUGAAAUUAGCUAUUUCACAGACUUCAGCAAUGAAAACUUUAAAGGAAAGGGAUCAUUCUAGAAAAUAUGCAAAACCAGGUAGUCUUUUUACCAUUGAUUCAUCUUUAGAAGAAAUAAUUGCUCAAAUUCUUCACGGGGAUUCUGAUAAACUGAAAGAAGAAACCCGCCAAUCUCCACGUAGAUCAAUUAACCUACAAGCAGUAUUAGAUGAUAUAAGUCGGCGUCAAAUUUACGAUGAAAAAUAUCCACUAGAAGAAAUUGACACAGCAGAUAAUUUGUAUACAAAACCAGAUACAACUAUGAUAGACGCGACUGACAGACAAGAGAUUUCAAUGAAACAAUCAAGAGUUGGGAUACCUGAAUUGUCCAGAAUAUCACUAUCAUCAGUUAAAAGUAUGGAAAGUCAGAAAUCAAUAGAAAAUUUACCGCUAGAUGAAGAACAGCCCGAUGAUAUCUACCAGAAACCAUCAAUAUCUACAACAUUACUAUCUAGAUAUUCAGUAAAAAGAGUUGAUAGUAGAAAGGUGGAUCAAAGAAUUUCUGGAGAAGUAGACAGUAAACGAGAACUUCAGGGCAUUUCUAUUGGAUUCUCUGAUAGUCAAAUACUUACUCCAGGUGAAUUAAAAACCGAUGAAUCUGCGCCUACACUGGUAGGAGAUGAUGAGGCAUUGAAGCUCCAGACCGAUGAUAAACAAUCAAUUCCACUCAAAGAUAUGAUAGAUGUUAAAGAGAAAGUACAAGAAGAUGUAUUGGAACAGCCAACCGUGGAAGAAGUUGAAUCACACGCUGAAAAGAUUUCUACAGUGUCACAUGAAGAUACUAUAAAACAAGGUGAAUUUACGAGGGAUGUUGGUAAAGUCGAACCUAUGAGUGAAGGUGGACCACAGAUGGAGGCAGAAACUAGAUUAGACAAAUUACUAUACGAUCAAGAAACGCCUACAACUGUUCCAAUUUAUGAAACUCAAGAACCACUAGAAUUGGAUGACAAAAUGAAACGUCAGAAGCCGAGUCAUGAUUCCAUUUCUGAAGAAGACCAAGAAGAAGGCGAUUUAUUGCCUAUCACGUCGAAAUAUAUUAAGUUGAAGGCGAAACAAGCAAAGAAAAAGGCAGGAUCUGAUGCACAGCAUUCUCAAGCCACCGUCACCACCACCUCGACAACGGCCACGACCGCCGCCGCUGCCGAACGAUUGUCAACUGAAUUUAUUCCAGUUACAAGUGAUGUUAAAGAGGUGGAAAAAAUUCAAGCCCCUAUAGAAGAAAAAUUAUCAGAUCAGAUUUCAGAAAGCAUUAUACCUCAAAGAUCAAUUGAUGAUUCACACAAAAUCCGCUCAGAAAGUGAACAUCUCGAAUCAUCAGAAAAGCUAACCUUACCUAGUGCUCAGCAAUUAGAUGACAAGGUACCUAAGGAGAAAUCUUAUCCCAGUGUUAUUUCAUCAGAAGAGAAAGUGAAAAAAGAUCACUACGACCAUGUACAAUCGACUGACACAAUAGAAGAUUAUGAUUUCUUGCUUCAAGUAUCUGGAAAUCUGGAUGCUUUUUCAACAACACCUGCAUUGUCCUCGUAUACCACAUUACCUUCAGAUGAACAACAAAUCACUGUGGAUGCAACAGAUGAGAGUAUUACUUUACGCGACGAGAGCAGAACAAAACAACAACUGCAGCAGCAGGAGCAGCAACAACAAGAACAACAGCAAAGACCAUCUAAACAAAAAGACGAAAGUUUAUCUAAAUUAGACGAACAACCAGAGCUGAUUGAUAAACUCAGGAAAGGCAGUCUUCCACCACACCAUAAAAAGAGUAAACAGAGAAGAUAUACAAAACCAAAGAGUAAAUUAAGUGAAGAAUUAAAACUUGUAAGAGAAUCACGUAGGCAACACGAUGAAGAGGAGACUAUUGACAAGUCGAAAGUACUAUCUACAUCACAAGAAGAAACUUUGAAGCGAUUGCAAUCAAAGCCAAGUGAAGAGCUUACAGACGAGGAGAGAAAGUUGCUCAACCAACUAAUCGAGAAAAAGAAGCUACAAUCAGCUGCAGGAGGUGGAAAAGUGUCUACUCAAGUUAAACUGCACAAUUUUUUAUCUCAAUCACAACCUGAUCAACUUUCUCCACAUCAAAGAAAGGUGUUUAAUCUACUGAAAGUUGUGCCUAAGAAUUUAGAUGAAAAAAUUACCAGCCCAUCGAAUCCGCUUUACAAAUCAAAGCGCAGGUUAUGCAAACUGUUGACUAAAUCGUUUGACAGGCUUACACCAGAAGAACUGGCGGAACUAGAGGCUUUGGCGAGAUUGUUUUCAACUGGUGAAGACGAUCUAAAAGAAGAAGAAGAAGGAGGUGAACGAGGAGAAGAAGAAGAAGGCGAGGAAUCAACCAGCUACAAGAUCCAAGCUAAUCUUUGGCCAUGGUCAUUAUCUAUGCCAACGGAUUGUAUGUCAAUUUCUAAAGGAAUGCUGGUCACAAAUGCUGUUGAAGCGGCAACAGAGCAUUUCGCUAAUCUUGCCUCUCAAUACUCUUGUCAAACAGAUGAUGAGAAAUAUCCACCUUUUGUUCCAUCUCCACUACCCACAAGUGAUUUAUUUGAUUCGAAGUGUGUUUCACCAGAGAUACGGUUCUGGCCAUGGUCUGAGGUGAUGUCGCCUUCAAGGUGUUCUUCUGCUUUAUCUGCUGGCAGUAAUCGCGCUCAGAACAAGUUGACUGCAGGUGAACCUAAUGCAUCAUCACCAGAGAAUGUAGUUCAGGAGAUGAAUCAAGGUCUUCCUGAUACCGAGAAUCAUGAUCUUUCGACAAGGCAAAAGGCUAUGAAGGCUAGUCAAAAUGAGUUUGACGCAGAAGAGAACAUUUCCUCGAAACUUAUUUCUGAGCAAAUGAAGUCAGACAGUACACAGAUGGUCAGUCCUCUGUUAACAAAUACAUCAUCCUAUCAUGUUUCUGAGGAAAAUUCAGAAAAUACUUAG
Trichobilharzia szidati is the source of this 4743-nucleotide messenger RNA. The record is from the annotation of a GenBank genome assembly. NCBI's taxonomy places the organism in Eukaryota, Metazoa, Platyhelminthes, Trematoda, Strigeidida, Schistosomatidae.